AUCUCUCUCUCUCUCUGUAUCUUUCUCUCAGUGGAACGAAUAUCCAAAAGAGAGUUCCGAGUUUCUUUCGUCCUUCUUUCACGAGCUUACUUUUUCUUCUCCAUUCGUUCGUUUUUAACGAUCAAAAACGACGGCGAAAGGUUUCUGGAAUCAGACAGAAGCUGUUUAGCUCUGUUUCUCCAUGGUGUCAAGAUCUUGUGCUAAUUUUCUAGACAUAUCAUCUUGGGACCUUUUAGAUUUUCCUCAAACUCCAAGAACUCUUCCACGCGUCAUGACUGUCCCUGGAAUCAUCACCGACGUAGACGGAGGAGAUAUAACCUCCGAAGUUACUUCUUCCUCCGGUGGGUCACGUGAGAGGAAGAUCAUUGUAGCUAAUAUGUUACCACUCCAAUCUAAAAGAGAUGCAGAAACUGGUAAAUGGUGUUUUAAUUGGGACGAAGACUCUCUCCAGUUACAACUUAGAGAUGGGUUUUCAUCAGAAACAGAGUUUCUCUACGUUGGAUCACUUAACGUUGAUAUCGAAACAAGUGAGCAAGAAGAAGUCUCACAAAGGCUUUUAGAGGAAUUUAACUGCGUUGCUACGUUUUUGUCUCAAGAGUUGCAAGAAAUGUUCUAUCUUGGUUUUUGUAAACAUCAGUUAUGGCCUCUUUUUCAUUACAUGCUUCCAAUGUUUCCUGAUCAUGGAGAUCGUUUCGACCGACGUUUAUGGCAAGCUUAUGUGUCUGCUAACAAGAUAUUUUCAGACAGAGUUAUGGAAGUUAUCAACCCUGAGGAUGAUUAUGUUUGGAUUCAAGAUUAUCAUCUUAUGGUUCUUCCUACUUUCUUGAGGAAACGUUUUAAUAGGAUUAAACUCGGGUUUUUCCUUCAUAGUCCGUUUCCUUCUUCCGAGAUUUACCGCACAUUGCCUGUUCGUGACGAGAUUUUGAGAGGUUUGUUGAAUUGUGAUCUUAUUGGUUUCCAUACGUUUGAUUACGCGCGGCAUUUCUUGUCUUGUUGUAGUAGAAUGCUUGGUCUUGAUUAUGAGUCUAAGCGCGGUCAUAUUGGGCUUGAUUACUUUGGUAGGACUGUGUAUAUCAAAAUUCUUCCUGUUGGUGUUCAUAUGGGUAGAUUGGAAUCUGUUUUGAAUCUUGAUUCUACUGCGGCGAAAACGAAAGAGAUUCAAGAACAGUUUAAAGGGAAAAAACUGGUUCUUGGUAUCGAUGAUAUGGAUAUAUUUAAAGGUAUAAGCUUAAAGCUUAUAGCAAUGGAACAUCUCUUCGAGACUUAUUGGCAUUUGAGAGGGAAAGUUGUUCUUGUUCAGAUAGUGAACCCUGCAAGAUCCUCUGGUAAAGAUGUGGAAGAAGCUAAAAGAGAGACGUAUGUGACUGCGAAAAGGAUCAAUGAGCGUUACGGUACUUCUGAUCAUAAGCCGAUAGUCUUGAUUGAUCGUCUUGUUCCACGUUCUGAGAAAACCGCGUAUUAUGCUGCAGCAGAUUGUUGCUUGGUGAAUGCAGUGAGAGAUGGUAUGAACUUAGUUCCUUAUAAGUAUAUAGUCUGCAGACAAGGGACUCGAAACAAGGCCCUUGAUGAUUCAUCGCCCCGCACAAGCACGCUUGUUGUGUCUGAGUUUAUUGGAUGCUCGCCUUCUUUGAGUGGUGCCAUUAGGGUGAAUCCAUGGGAUGUAGAUGCUGUGGCUGAGGCGGUGAACUCGGCUCUUAAAAUGAGUGAGGCCGAGAAGCAAUUACGGCAUGAGAAACAUUACCACUAUAUUAGCACUCAUGAUGUUGGUUACUGGGCAAAGAGCUUUAUGCAGGAUCUUGAGAGAGCGUGCCGGGAUCAUUAUAGUAAACGUUGUUGGGGGAUUGGAUUUGGAUUGGGGUUCAGAGUUUUGUCGCUCUCUCCAAGUUUCAGGAAGCUAUCCGUAGAACACAUUCUCCCGGUUUAUAGAAAAACACAGAGAAGGGCGAUAUUUCUUGAUUAUGAUGGCACUCUUGUUCCUGAAAGCUCCAUUGUUCAAGAUCCAAGCACCGAGGUUGUCUCUGUUCUGAAAGCUCUCUGUGAAGAUCCCAAUAACACAGUGUUCAUUGUUAGUGGAAGAGGUAAAGAGUCUUUGAGCAAUUGGCUAUCUCCUUGUGAAAAUCUUGGAAUAGCGGCGGAACACGGAUACUUCAUAAGGUGGAAUAGCAAAGAUGAGUGGGAGACUUGUUAUUCGUCGUCGGAUACAGAGUGGAGGUCAAUGGUGGAACCAGUUAUGAGAUCGUAUAUGGAGGCAACGGAUGGGACGAGUAUCGAGUUUAAAGAAAGUGCUUUGGUGUGGCACCAUCAAGACGCAGAUCCAGACUUUGGAUCAUGUCAAGCUAAGGAGAUGCUUGAUCAUCUAGAGAGUGUUCUCGCCAAUGAGCCUGUCGUUGUCAAGAGAGGUCAACACAUCGUUGAAGUCAAACCACAGGGUGUAAGCAAAGGUUUAGCUGCGGAAAAGGUAAUCCGCGGAAUGGUAGAACGCGGGGAGCCACCAGAAAUGGUGAUGUGCAUAGGAGACGAUAGAUCAGACGAGGACAUGUUCGAGAGCAUAUUAAGCACAGUGACAAAUCCAGAGCUUCUUGUUCAGCCAGAGGUUUUUGCAUGCACGGUUGGAAGAAAACCAAGCAAAGCUAAAUACUUCUUGGACGAUGAAGCCGACGUGCUUAAGCUCCUAAGAGGCCUUGGAGACUCAUCAUCAAGCUUAAAACCCACAUCUUCUCACACUCAAGUUUCAUUUGAAAGCAUCGUUUAAAGUGGGGACGUGCCAAAAAAUAACAUAACAACAUCAAA
Molecule: messenger RNA, 2790 nt
Organism: Arabidopsis arenosa
Lineage: Eukaryota; Viridiplantae; Streptophyta; Magnoliopsida; Brassicales; Brassicaceae
Source: the annotation of a GenBank genome assembly